AUGGCUGGUUGCAUGUCAACCCAAUCCAAAAUAUUAAACCAUGGAAAAAACACUGUCAGCGGGUCAUCAAACGCCAUAGAUAGGCAACCUGCUCCGCUUCAGAUGAAUGGUGCAACAACUACUCACAAAAGAUCUAAGGUUUCUAAUUCAACAUUCCAUCUCACCCAGCUGCAAUGGCACCAUAGUCAAUAUGAUUCGAAUGUAAUUUUCCAAGAGGAAGCUUGGUUUGACUCGGUGAGUAUUCUGGAGUCUGACUCGGAUGAUGACUUUAUCAGUAUACAUGGAGAUGGUUUUCCAUUAGCAAGCAAUCCAGUUGGGAAUAUCUCAAGUGGCCAAGUACUUCAGCAUGAAAGAUCUGCUCGCUUUGUUGAUAAUGAGUGUAAGUAUGAAGAAUACCAAAGCUAUAUGAUAAUUGAUGGAGGUAAAUCAGAUAAAAUCAGAGGCAAAGAUGAGCUCAGGGAAUCAAAUCGGUUUUCGCUUAUUGAUACACAAGGCUAUGAGCUUUCUCACUUAGGGAAGGCUGAUGAAGUUUGCAGUAAGAGGAAGAAUAUAUUAGAUCACUCUUAUGGAAGCUUUAAAGGACUUACAGAGGAUGGACGUGAUUCUAAUGAAAAAAUUCAAGACAAUGCCCUGAAAUCCGGCUUAUCUCAAUUGGUACCUUCUAUUACCGAACAUUUCAAUGAUAUAUCCACAGGUCAAUCAAAAAGAGUAGAGAAGCCGACUUCAGGAUCUUGGUAUGAGAUUCCACCCUCAACUUUUAAAUUUUGUGGCGAGAACUAUUUCAAGUAUGACUUUGGUGUUGAUGUGUCUGUAUGCCCCAAAAAGAUACAUCACAUUGCCCAGCAUCCUGAGCUUCCCAAAGUGAAAGCAAAUGGGAAAGUGGUCAUUGUAAACAUACAGUUGCCUGCUUAUCCUGCUGCAAUGUUUCUUAGUGAUAGUGAUGGAGAAGGGAUGAGUCUUGUAAUGUAUUUCAAAGUUUCUGAGAAUUUUGAAAAAGACAUCUCUCCUAAAUUCCAGGACAGCAUUAAGAAAAUGGUUGACGAUGUGACAGAAAAGUUAAAGGAUUCGCAAAGGACUCCAUUGUACCUUUCAGAGAAAGACUAA
Molecule: messenger RNA, 1104 nt
Organism: Prunus armeniaca (apricot)
Lineage: Eukaryota; Viridiplantae; Streptophyta; Magnoliopsida; Rosales; Rosaceae
Source: the annotation of a GenBank genome assembly